CAAAACUACACUCUGUUAACGAGUUGGUAUGUCUUCUCUGGAGUCGAGUAAUGUUCGGCACCAUAAUUGCACAAGUUCACCAGAGUUUUUGAAAUCACCAGAAAGUUCGUUGGAUCUGAGAGAUAAAUUGUUUGCUGAUAGUAAACUAAUGUGUUCUUCAAAUUUAAAUGAGACCUAUUGGAUGAAACUGGACAAGUCGUUAAUUGCCCGACACGAGGUAAAGUCGGUUGUUACUGAUAUGAAGUCCCGAAAAGAUAUGUUUUCACUAAAUUCCCGACCUGCUUCGCAAACAUUUAAAGCACACUCAACCCGAUAUUCACGUAAAUGUUUGAAAACCCAUUGCAAUAAAAAACAUUCCACAUACAGACAAAGUGAAGAUACUACGGAUUCUGGUAAUGGUCUAUCUUCAACCGUUGGUAUUUUAAAUAACAAAUCUGGUCACGUAACCCAGUUAGCCAAUCGUGUCGAGCACCUUUUAAUUCAGGAUUCUACUAACGUCUUGUAUCAGAACAAGGAAAUACAAUUAGUCUAUCAUAUUGAAAAACCGGACUCCUUGGAAAAUAAUUUAUUUUCUAGCACUAAAAAGAAUCCUAAUAGUCUCAUCCCAAGUCCAGUUACAACCACAUUAUCAUCGCCCUGGUAUCGUCAUUGUAGACCAAAAGCCCCUCCUCCAACUUUUCCUUUUUCCACAGAAAAUUCUGUGAAAUGCUGUGAAAGUGAAAGCCGCGAUUUUGAGCUUUAUGAAGAGAGUAACAAGAAUGGAAACGGCCAUCUAGAAUUUGAAUGCGAAAACCCGCUUAAACCUGUCCCAUGUCUACUUUCUUCAGUGUGUUCAUAUUCAGUACACUGUCCAAGUAUACAAGUUCUAGAGGCAGAUCUUAGUCAAGAAAACAUAAACUGGGAUUCAGAUUACCCACUGCCAUCUUCCCUACCUCCUUCCAGUGAUGUCGCACCAACACUAAUGAGUCAUUCUUAUUCCCCCUCACCCGCUCUCAACAACAAUACUAAUGAAGUAUCCAAUACGCUUUCCGGAGCAGUAGCAUAUUUAGAAGAAGUUAAUUUAAAACCUUUGGCUCCCAUAACAAAUAUCUUGCCAAAUGGUGGUUCUUUUAUUCGUCGUCAUCCUAAAUGGGCAGUUCCUUGUAGUUCAGACAUCCUUAGGUCCCAUACAACUGUUCGUUUCCCUGGUUCAAACUCAGUAAUCGAUUUUGAUUUGAAUUCAUCUCCUUCUGUACCAUCCCCUCCUCCUCUGAUUGUGGAACGUUUGCCAUGUGAACUGGAUAUUUCAAAAUCUCAAGAACAGCACUUAAAUUGUUCACCUACUCUAAAUAAUCCUAAUCUAACACGUCCGAUAUUUUUAAAACGUGGAGCAUCUGAUGGUGCAGAACAAAACUCUGAAGAUAUAAUUGGCCUAGAUAUUAACAAGGAAUAUGAUCCACCAUCAACGAUGAAACGCAGUCACUAUUGGGAUCUUACCAACGAAAAAUAUUCACCCAAAAAAAGUCGUGUUCAGUUACUAUUACCAAGUGAAUGUAGCGCAUUUCUCCCAGUAAAGUCAACGCGUCAAUUGGAUCAUAGACAUAUACACUGUAUUUCUCCACCUUAUUUACGAUAGAGAUCCAAGUUGAAUCAGUAUUUAAAGUACAAAUUGUAUACUAAAUACUUAGUCUUUCAUAUAUAUAUAUACUGUACAUUUUAACGGACCAUUGAUUUUUUGUUGACAUUUUUGUUAUUUCCGUGACUUAGUGGUUUUGUUAUUUUGCCAUGUACCUACGUACUGGUCUAGUUCUCUAUUUAUUGACUCAUUUUCUUUAUUUUCUCCCAAUACUUCCGUUCGUUUAUUUGUCGUUUCUAUUUCGCUUAACCCUCUUGCCCUUAAAUAUUAUUCAAUAACAUUACGAUCACAACUAUGGUUAUUAUUUUCUAUUGUUUCUCUUUGUGUUCAUCGUGAUUUAUUCUUGAACAAAGAAAGUGAAAAGGAAAAAAGGAAAAUCUCUAAUCCCCUUAAUUUGCUUUGUGUGUUUCCUUUUUGUAUAGCUUUUGUAUGUUAGUUUCUAUUUGUUCAUUGUUAAAAUUUGUUUACUGUAUUUGGCUUUUUUCUUUUUUUGGAUAUUUUGUUAUACUAAAUUUAUUGUACGAAUUAUUGUACUGAUUCGAGUUCUGUCUGGCAGUUGUUUCUCCAUUAACUUUUGUAACCAUUAAAAUUGUUAGGAAUGGCAAAGUACAAAUGUUCUUAUGUAA
This is a messenger RNA of Schistosoma intercalatum, 2241 nucleotides long. NCBI's taxonomy places the organism in Eukaryota, Metazoa, Platyhelminthes, Trematoda, Strigeidida, Schistosomatidae. The record is from the annotation of a GenBank genome assembly.